Molecule: messenger RNA, 6662 nt
Organism: Stegostoma tigrinum
Lineage: Eukaryota; Metazoa; Chordata; Chondrichthyes; Orectolobiformes; Stegostomatidae
Gene: mmp15b
Product: matrix metallopeptidase 15b
Exons: 11
Coding region: 326-2233 (635 amino acids)
Biological process (GO): extracellular matrix organization; proteolysis; collagen catabolic process
Cellular component (GO): extracellular matrix
Molecular function (GO): metalloendopeptidase activity; zinc ion binding
Source: RefSeq, a predicted model, not a curated record
ACUCAAUCGCAGGCUAAAGUGAAAGUGCAGAAAUGGCGACGCUUCUCGUUUCCCUAUUUCUAAAUCUUGCUGUGCGUCACCGAUGUGCGUCCAGCUACAGAUAUGUUAUGUUUAGACCUUAAACUUGCCAGCCAUACGUGACACAGGCACACCACCAUAUCGGCGCCAUGACCCACAGCCCAGGAUCUAUUCGCACAGAAACAUUCGUAUAGCGAGGGCGCUGGUUUGGUCGAUCAGUCUUUUCACAGAACGGGAGAGAAGGACAGGGAGGGCAGAGGGGAUCACCCAGGCUCGGGGCGGUAGAGCCAAAAUACAUCGCUAAGAAAUGGCCGGAAGGUUGUUCUGGAGCCGAAGCUGGACAGUGCCUAUUGUCAUUCUAGGGCUUCUCGCCAUUUCUAGCCGGGCUGAGGAGGAUACCUUUAGUGCAGAGUCUUGGCUUCAGUCGUAUGGAUACAUCCCUCAAGGUGGCUUACGAAUGUCCACGAUGAGAUCAGCGCAGACACUCUCCAGUGCCAUUGCUAACAUGCAGAGGUUCUACGGAAUUCAAGUAACAGGGGAACUGGAUGAAAACACAAAACUAUGGAUGAAGAAACCCCGCUGUGGUGUUCCUGACAACUUUGGUUCAGAAAUCAAGGCAAACCUGCGUCGUAAACGGUAUGCCCUCACAGGGCAAAAGUGGAACCGGGACCAUGUCACAUUCAGUAUUCAAAACUAUACACCCAAAGUGGGGGAGCUUAAGUCAUACCAGGCCAUCCGGAAGGCUUUUGCAGUCUGGCAGAAAGUUACACCAUUAACCUUUGAGGAGAUUCCUUAUUAUGAUAUUCGAUAUGGCCGCAGAAAGAAUGCAGACAUCAUGGUCUUCUUUGCCUCUGGUUUCCAUGGGGACAGUUCUCCAUUUGAUGGUGAGGGUGGUUUCCUUGCUCAUGCCUACUUCCCUGGCCCUGGAAUGGGUGGUGACACACAUUUUGAUUCAGAUGAGCCCUGGACACUGGAUAACAUUAACCUUCAGGGGAAUGACCUGUUCCUUGUGGCAGUGCAUGAGUUGGGCCAUGCUCUGGGCCUAGAACAUUCUAAUAACCCGAGUGCCAUUAUGGCACCCUUUUACCAAUGGAUGGAUACAGAGAGAUUUGAGCUUCCAGAAGAUGAUCUGAGGGGGAUACAGCGAAUUUAUGGUCCACCAGAAAGCAAACCCAAACCUACAAAUUCAUUGCCAACUGUGACACCACGGAGACCAAAGAAACCCAAAACACCUUCGGAGAGAAAGCCAUCUCCCAGGGACCCUGAUUCCGAUAAUCCCAGGUCUACUGAUGGACCUACCCAGUAUGGUCCUAAUAUAUGCGAUGGCAAUUUUGAUUCUGUGACCAUGCUGCGGGGAGAAAUGUUUGUAUUUAAGGGUCUUUGGUUCUGGAGGGUUCGAAAUAACCGAGUACUCGACAACUACCCAAUGCCUAUCGGCCAUUUCUGGAGAGGACUGCCAGCUAAUAUUGAUGCAGCAUAUGAACGCCAUGAUGGAAAGUUUGUAUUUUUUAAAGGUGACAAAUUCUGGCUGUUCAAUGAAGCAAUGUUGGAGCCGGGAUAUCCUCGUCAUCUGAUGGGACUUGGUGCUGGAAUGCCUGGUGACAGGAUUGAUGCAGCUAUUUGGUGGGAAAUCACCGGUCAGACAUACUUCUUCAGAGGUGACAGAUACUGGCGCUUCAGUGAAGAGAGGAGAGCAGUAGAUAAUGGCUAUCCAAAGCCUAUCAGCAUUUGGAAAGGAAUCCCACCUUCACCAAAGGGGGCCUUCCUUUCUGAUGAUGGAGCUUACACACAUUUUUACAAAGGUACCAAAUACUGGAAGUUUAACAACCAGUUGCUGAGAACAGAACCUGGUUAUCCAAAAUCCAUUCUUCGUGACUGGAUGGGAUGCCAUCAGGAUGUUGAACCUGGUUUUGAUGAAAAGGAGCCUACUAUUGAUAUUGAUGAUUCUGAUGAUACUAAUGACAUUGAUGACGAAGAUGAUAAAGAAGGUGAGACCAGAGAAGAGGAGGACAAAAAGAGGGAAGAAGAAGUGGAUAUCCAUAUUAAUAUCCCCGUGGAUGACUACACUAGAACAAUGAAUAUAGUAAUUGUCAUUGUUCCAUUAAUUCUGCUGCUCUGCAUUUUGGGAUUGAUCUAUGCCAUCCUCCAGCUGCAAAAGAAAGGAACACCAAGACUCUUGCUGUACUGUAAACGGUCAAUGCAGGAAUGGGUUUGACUCUGUCAUUGGUGCUGUUACUCGAUGGCUCACAGUUGGGUCACAGUCAUUGAGCCCAGGUGACAUUACUUCUCAAUUUUGUUAUUUUAUUUUAUACAGUCCUGCUCAAUGAUGUUAAAUAAGGCAUUAACAUAAGAAACAUAGAGAAUUUGAGGUAUUUUGAAGUGGUGCCAGUGUUAUUGGGUUAAAAGAAUUUGUGAUCUGGUUCCAAGGAAUGCUUUCCAAACCUCUUUAUCUCCAGACCCUUAAAUUGUGCUGAGUGGGAUGGUACAAAAUUUUGAAGCCUGGCCUGAGUAAAAAUUCCUAUUGGGCUUCCAAGAGGAGUUUCACUGGCUGGAGAUGAUGAGCCACAAGGCACAAAUCACUUGAAAUAACUAAUACAGUAUGUGUACAUUAUUCAUUAGGGUUAAUUCAUAAGUAAUUUUUAUCCAACCCCACUGCUUUUAGUCCUCUGAAAUAUUUCCACUCCUGAGCUGAAGAAAGAUUUUCUGCAUAUUGGCUAGAAUCAUCAUAAUUUGGUGAUAGGACAACUGCUGAUAACUACAGUGAGUCAUAAAAAAAUCCACAUUCAUUGGAGCAGGUUCCAAAAAUUGCCUUGUUUCUUCAUACCUUAGAGUUGCAGUUACACUAAUUAUAUCCAGAGAGCUUUAAUAAAACAGCUGUAUAACUGGGAGAUAUAUAUAAUUCCAUUGCAUCUUUGUAAGUUACUUAGUGUAACUUACUAUAAGCACUUGGAAAUUGUCCUAUUACUUAGACUUAGCUAAUUCUAUGAGAUGUCCUGUCAACAUUAUGACUCUUGUAUGGUUACACUUGUUCUACUGAAAGAAGGUCAUUCUGUUUCUCUCUUUUUUAGUAGAGGACCAAAGAACUUUAUCAACUUCUUUUUAAAGCUUUGCACUUGUGCCUUUCCGACAAGUUGGGUUGUUGCUGCCACAAAAGCAUCACAAAAAUAGUUUACCAGAAGUCCUGGCUUACCUUCUCAGGCUAAAAGCAGGGUCUCCUUGACAGUAACCUAACUCUGGGCUGGAAUCUAGAGGCUGAUCCCUGCUGAUUGCAGACUUGUCUCUCCUGGUGAAAGACUAAAACCUGCUGAUUACAAUCAUUCUUACAAGCUAGAUCGACGCAGAGUUCUAACUGGAUAGAGCUACCUGUUAAAAAUUCCAAUUAUGGAUAGUUUACAUUCUGAUUGUUGUUUCAUCUGUAGAAUAUGUUGUACAUAAAGAGUGAAGAUGUCCUUGUUAGCACUUUGAAUCUAUUAAACGAUCUAUGUCUGAAUUGGAGGCAGAAAUGCAAUAGAAUGGGGAUAAUCAGUUAGUGGAGGAUAUUUCAUGAGGAUAAUCUGUCAGCUGAUUGGCUUUGAUUUAAGAAGAAUUUGUAAAUAAGAACAUAAUGGAUGCCUAAGGAAUAGGCUUGUCAUUUUUUGCCAAUUUCAAGAUUCAGCUUUGGAAGAAUUCAUAUUUGUAGUCUUUAUUUCAACACCUGCUACGAAAAGGUCAUCAAGGUUGCCCUAAAAUAUAGUAAGAGUUAACUUUCACCUUUAACUUUUAAUGAGCUGCAGGAAGUCUUAUGAUGUGUUGUUUCUUCAUUAUUUAUUCACAAUUCCCUCGAAGAAAUUAUGGAGAUACAUAGGAGUCAGGUUAGAUGUGCAAUCAACAAAAGUGAACUCUAUCUCUUUGUCUUCUCUGAAGACUAUUGAUACAAUUUUUAUCUGCCAGUCCAGUAGUAAGAGUUGGAUGAUCCAAAAUUUCCUCCACUUUUCUUUCAAUAAAUCGGAAAACAUUUUCAGCAGCUCAUGAGCCUCUGUAGUUGCACAUCAGUCUAAAUCAGCCUAUGUAGAACUUUGCUACAUUGCUCAACUCAGUUAUUAAAACUACCACUAUGUAUGCUGCACCUCUUCCACCUUCACUUCCUAUAUUAGUCCACGACUUGGUCACAUCUAAUGUUUUCCAGCCAGUUUCCUUGUUUUCAACUUGAACAAAAUACAACAUAUUUAGCACUCUAUGGUUUGCCUUCUGCUUGCAAGAAUUCUUCAUUUGCGUCAUUCCAGCCUUUUCUAAAGUCUGUUAGCUUGCCAUGCUCCAAGAAUAUUGACUUCAACAUUGUAAUGCUUUACUUCAAAUCCAUAGCUCCCUCCCACAUUUCCUGCUUCCAUUUAAACUUCCCAACACACACUUAUUUUUUCUGUUUUAUGUGCCUUUGAGUAUGUCAUUGGACAAUUUCAGCUGUGAUCUGUUCUCCUACUACUUCUCUUCUUGCCUUGCAAACCUCUGAAACCAUUCUGUUUGUGCAUUUUCUCUUACAUUAGAUUUUAACAGUCACAUUUUGUAAAGUCAAACAUGUCAUAAUUAUUUUUCUUUUCAUGAGGAUCAUCAAAGCAAUGUAAUUACUGAUUGUUGCAUUACCUAGGUAUCCAGAAAGUUUUUUUUUACAGAGUAAUGCCCAAGAACCUGCAACAAAGUGAUGAAAGUUCAAUGUAAAACCUGGAAAUGAUGAAGGAAGUGGUUAGUGUUUAGGAAGCAACAGACAUUUGUUAGCAGAUUUUCAUUGAGUACACCAGUGAGGGUGGGUGGUGGAGGGAAGAAGGGUCCCUACCCAAAAUGUUAACUUCGCUGCUCUUCUAUUGCUGCCUGCCCUGCUGUGUUUUUCCAACUCCAUAUUGUGAUGUCUCUGACUCCAGUAUCUGCAGUUCUUGCUAUCUCUGAGGGAAACAGUUACUGUUUUGUAUGGCCAAUAGGAUCUGCACUGGAAUUCCUUCUGUUUUAAGUAAAAUCUAAGGCUAAUACAUCAAAAAUGAAAAAAAAAAUGCAGAAUCAGGUGAUGCAAUCAAUAUUAGUGAGGCAGUCAAGAACGAGCUCGAUAAAUCUUUAAUUGGUAAUAAUAUCAUGGUGAAAUCAUGUGCAGGUAAAUGUUAGUUAAUGCACACCAGAAAGGAAAUGAUUGAUACACCAUGGCCUAUCUAAGGAUGAAACUGGAAGAGACCCGUGGUUGUAUGUAGAGUUGACAUUUGAAGUAAAAUAAUAUUAAAGCAGUUAAAAUUUUGAGUUAAGUUAGAAAAAAUAAUUAAGCUAUUUAUAUUACAGCACUUCGGUCAAAAUCUAGAGUUCCUUAAAAAGAUAUUCGAAUCGCCUAGCUGGUGCAUAGAAGAUUCUUGAAGCAUUUAGCUAAUGCCAGAGAAAUGGAGUUAAAAGGGAACCCUAUAGAAAUAUUAUUUCUUCAGUCUUGAUUGGAGAUGACUGAGAGGUGAGCUUAAGGUCAAUAUAAAAUGAUAAAGUUUGGAACUUUACCAAGUUAAACUAACAAAAGGGAAACAAAACACAGAUGCAGUCUUCAAAAGGUAAAUUUGGGUCUAAUGUCUGGAAGUUCUUUUGUAGAAUAACAAGUAUUUGAAAUGGAUUUCCAGGCAAGGCAGCCAAAACUUUGGAAUCAUUAAGAGACAGUUGAAAGAUGUGAUUAGAAUUGCAGAUAUUUCCAUUUGCUCAACCCAAUGGCCUCGCACUUCUGUAAUGCCUUUGUGCCUUUGGAAUCGUACAUUUCAAUUUCUGGGCAGCCAGUCACAUGUUGCAUUUUGUCAUAAGGUGUAGGGAGACCGAAGAAAGAUGUUCUCUCUUGGAUAAUGACCACAUGUUGUGGAUUAUUACAGGGUCACAGCUAAUGUUUUAGAUUUGUUCAGACUGUCCACUGAAAGCCUUGGUUGGCUGAUCCAAAACAAAACGGGUGGCAGUUCUGAUCAGGACACUGCAUGAUCACCCUGGUUCCAUAUGUCACACUGCAUGUGACUGUAUGUUAAGUAUUAAUAAAAAGUGGGAGCAUCUAACAGUCUUUCUCUUCAUUUUAUCCAAACUGUUACAGGUUGCAGUUUAAAGUCUAAAACUUUCAGAAUCAUGACUUAGAACCAACUUAAUUAGAAUCAGACUUAUUUUUUGGAGGUUAACUCUUUAAUCAGUCCAUAAUAGUGUGGUGAUUUCAAGGUACCUUUUAAAAUUGGUGCUAAUUUCUGAUAAUGGGAAGGUAUCCAACAGUGACUUCAUUCAGGGUAUUACAAUGUGAUCUGGGCAGCUAACAGUGUAUUUUGUACAUAGUACAGCUAGGCAGUCAUACAUUACAAUUGUAUUGCGGGUAUUUACAAAACAAUAAUAACUAAAUAAAUAUGGGAGCAUCACCACUGAACUCUUUUUGUUGUUCAACACAGGCUUCUGCACUUGUGUAAAUUAGCCAUCACAGUGAUGGUAUACAAACAUCGCUAAGCUGCAAUAAUGACUGUCACUCAAUGUUCCUAGAAAUCAUGCAGUUUGGAAACAAAUGUUAUACAUAUGGUUAUACUUUAAAAUAGCGUCAUGUAUUUAGAAUUUCUGAUGCUCAUUUUUAAAUUGGUUCAUGCUGGGCGUGUGUUAAAAUUAAAUGCCACAAAUGAAACUUCCUGCUCCUGCAA